CAGUUGAAUGCGAUUCGGGCGCGUGAAAGGAUCGGUAGUAUGUUGCAGUACAGGGCAAUCAAUGGUCUUGUGGUACACUAGUUCGCUGGUUUAAGUUCGUUUAUUCGCUUGGCGUUGAAAUUCACGGGGAGAGACAAUAAAGGGACGAUUGCGGUUAACCUCCCCGACGUGUUUACACCUAACAUUACGACAUUAAUCUGAAUGUAUGGUGGUUCCGGUGGUGAUCAACCACGGUUACUGUGGUGUUGGCUGCUUUUGAUGAGACUUGGCCGAGAAAGGAUUAUUACCACCCCAGGAUACCGCCCAAUGUGUUUGUUGUGUACAUGGUUGGUUAUGCAAUUGUCGAAGGCAAUUUAAAUUAAGUGUGUGUGCCUGUGUGUGAUUGUGCCUGAGUUGCCUGGGAAAAGCCUUCUGUGAGAUUGUCUUCAUUAGUGGAUGAAGCUUAAGUGAAGGCACAGGCAUCUGCUCUCAUUGGCAUGCUCAAGAGUGCUCCCAAAAACCAUCCCCGGUGCGAUGAAGUUGAUUGAGCUUACAUGGGUGGAAUUCGUAACGUGCUUAAUGUUUUCCCCGGUGUUUGCACCUUUGAAGUUCAAGUUUCCAGCGGUACGUUUGCUGCUGCCGUUACUACUGCUACUGCUACUGCCGGUGCUUGUUUUGUUUCGGCAGCAAGUGUUGCACCACGACGAACAAGUGUUCUCACUCCGGAAAGGAUACCGCUACUGGUGACUAGUGGCGGUUCUGCUACUGUACAUUCAGUGUCAUCCCUACCUUCACCUGCCGAAAGUGAUGGUAGAUCCACUUAAGAUCUUCUGGGUACUCACAAAUAGCACGUAUCUAGUUACCAAAUUCAUCCGUAUUGGAAUCGCAGAUAAGAAUGACAAUCCACCGUACUUCGACAAGGCUUUGUACGAGGCGGAAGUUGAUGAAAACGAGGACAUCCAGCAUACCGUACUUACCGUCACCGCCAAGGAUCACGAUGAGUCCUCGCGUAUUCGAUAUGAGAUCACGAGCGGUAACAUAGGCGGUGCCUUUGCGGUGAAAAAUAUGACGGGCGCUAUCUACGUCGCUGGCGCCCUGGAUUACGAGACGAGAAAACGAUAUGAACUUCGUCUAGCGGCGUCCGACAACUUGAAGGAAAACUACACAACGGUGGUGAUUCAUGUGAAAGAUGUCAACGACAAUCCGCCGGUGUUUGAACGACCGACCUACCGCACCCAAAUCACCGAAGAGGACGACCGAAAUCUGCCGAAGCGUGUUUUGCAGGUGACGGCUACUGAUGGAGACAAGGAUCGACUGCAGAACAUCGUUUACUUCCUUACCGGUCAAGGUAUCGAUCCGGAUAAUCCAGCGAACAGCAAGUUCGACAUCAAUCGAACCACCGGAGAAAUCUUCGUGCUUAAGCCACUGGAUAGAGAUCAACCGAACGGGCGGCCUCAGUGGCGCUUCACCGUGUUUGCCCAGGACGAGGGUGGCGAAGGUCUGGUCGGCUAUGCGGACGUACAAGUCAACCUCAAGGACAUCAACGACAAUGCACCGAUCUUCCCGCAAGGUGUGUACUUUGGAAAUGUCACCGAAAACGGUACUGCCGGCAUGGUGGUGAUGACGAUGACGGCGGUAGACUACGACGAUCCCAACGAAGGCACGAACGCGAAGCUGAUAUAUUCGAUCGAAAAGAAUGUCAUUGAAGAGGAAACGGGAUCACCGAUUUUCGAAAUUGAAGCUGACACCGGUGUAAUCAAAACGGCCGUAUGUUGUUUGGAUCGGGAGCGAACUCCGGAUUACUCCAUACAGGUUGUAGCGAUGGAUGGAGGGGGGCUCAAAGGAACCGGGACGGCCUCUAUACGCGUCAAGGAUAUAAACGAUAUGCCGCCUCAGUUUACGAAGGAUGAAUGGUUCACGGAAGUGGACGAAACGGAUGGUACCAACCUGCCGGAAAUGCCGAUUCUUACCGUGACAGUUCACGAUGAGGAUGAAACGAAUAAAUUCCAGUACAAGGUGAUUGACAACAGUGGCUACGGAGCGGAUAAGUUCACCAUGGUUCGGAACAAUGAUGGAACGGGCAGUUUGAAGAUUGUCCAACCGUUGGAUUACGAAGAUCAACUGCAAAGCAAUGGGUUCCGCUUCCGGAUACAGGUCAACGAUAAGGGUGAGGAUAACGACAACGACAAAUAUCACGUGGCGUACUCGUGGGUGGUGGUAAAACUACGGGACAUUAAUGACAACAAACCUCAGUUCGAACGGCCCAACAUUGAAGUUUCCGUUUACGAAAAUGCCGACGUUGGAAAAACUUUGGAAACAUUCAAGGCAACUGAUCCCGAUCAGGGUGGCAAAAGCAAAGUUUCGUAUGCAAUCGAUAGAUCAUCCGACAGGCAGCGGCAAUUCUCGAUCAACCAGGAGGGUACCGUGACAAUUCAAAGACAGCUGGAUCGGGAAGUGACUCCUCGGCAUCAGGUGAAGAUUUUGGCAAUCGAUGAUGGAAUUCCGCCAAAAACUGCUACCGCUACUUUGACAGUGAUCGUGCAGGACAUCAAUGACAAUCCUCCUAAAUUUUUGAAAGAUUAUCGGCCCGUCCUACCGGAACAUGUACCACCACGGAAGGUAGUAGAAAUUCUGGCUACCGAUGAUGACGAUCGCUCCAAAAGCAACGGUCCUCCAUUCCAGUUCCGGUUGGAUCCCGGAGCGGACGAUAUCAUUCGAGCUUCGUUCAAGGUCGAACAAGAUCAGAAAGGUGCCAACGGUGAUGGAAUGGCUAUUGUAUCUUCAUUGAGAUCUUUCGAUCGCGAACAGCAGAAAGAAUAUCUAAUUCCAAUUGUGAUUAAAGAUCAUGGGAAUCCGGCGAUGACCGGGACCAGUACCCUGACAGUUGUAAUCGGUGAUGUUAAUGACAAUAAAAUGCAACCCGGGUCGAAGGAAAUCUUCGUGUACAAUUACCUAGGACAAGCACCGGAUACGCAGAUAGGUCGAGUGUAUGUGUACGAUCUGGACGAUUGGGAUCUACCGGAUAAAAAGUUCCACUGGGAAACGAACCACGAACACCCACGGUUCAAGCUGGAUGAAGACACCGGCAUGAUUACGAUGCGAACUGGAACGAAAGAUGGUCGCUACCAUUUGCGGUUCAAAGUAUACGACCGGAAACACACACAAGCUGAUGUACCGGCCAACGUAACCGUAACGGUACGGGAAAUCCCUCAUGAUGCAGUCACAAACAGUGGCUCAAUCCGGAUAGCUGGUAUUACGGACGAGGACUUCAUACGGGUGUGGAACUACCGAACACAGAGUUUGUCAAGGAGUAAGUUGGAUCGGUUCAAGGAUAAAUUGGCGGAUUUGUUGAAUACCGAUCGGGAAAAUGUAGACGUGUUUAGUGUUCAACUGAGAAGAAAGCAUCCUCCUCUAACGGAUGUUCGGUUUUCGGCUCACGGAUCACCCUACUAUAAACCGGUGAGGUUGAACGGAAUAGUGCUGAUGCACCGGGAGGAGAUCGAGAAGGACGUUGGUAUAAACAUAACGAUGGUUGGAAUUGACGAAUGUUUAUACGAGAAUCAGAUGUGCGAGGGUUCGUGUACAAAUACACUGGACAUUAGCUCGUUACCGUACAUGGUAAACGCCAACAAGACAUCGCUGGUAGGAGUGAGAGUUGAUGUGAUUGCGGAAUGUACGUGCGGUGCGAGGAACUUCAGUAAGGCGGAAUCGUGCCGAUCGUCACCUUGCUACAACGGUGGCCGUUGUUCGGAAACUCGGUAUGGAUUGUCAUGCUCCUGCCCGACGGGUUACACGGGGCCACGUUGCCAACAGACCACUAGAAGUUUCCGGGGCAACGGAUGGGCGUGGUAUCCUCCGCUAGAUAUGUGUGAUGAUUCCCAUUUAACUUUUGAGUUCAUUACACGCAAAUCCGAUGGCUUGUUGCUGUACAACGGACCAAUUGUUCCUCCGGAGCGGGAUGAAGUGCUCGUGUCCGAUUUUAUUUCCGUCGAAUUGGAGAGAGGUUAUCCAAGACUGCUGAUUGACUUCGGUUCCGGUACACUGGAGCUGAGGGUCAAAACGAAGAAGAGUCUGGACGAUGGCGAAUGGCAUCGGUUGGAUAUCUUCUGGGAUACCGAAAACGUUCGGAUGGUUGUGGAUUACUGCAAAUCGGCCGAGGUGUCCGAAAUGGAAGACGGCUCGUCGCCAGAGUUUGACGAUUCAUCCUGUCAGGCAAGGGGCACAAUUCCACCGUUCAAUGAGUACUUGAAUGUGAAUGCACCACUCCAAGUAGGAGGAUUCUACCGAGAACAAUUUGAUCCGACGCAUUACAGAUGGAACUAUAUGCCGAUGGGAAAGGGCUUCGAUGGUUGUAUCAAGAAUUUGAUACACAACAGUAAACUGUAUGACUUGGCGCAUCCGGGAUUGUCUAGGAACAGUGUGGCAGGCUGUCCACAGACGGAGGAAGUCUGUAGCCAGAGUGAACAAACGUCGCGCUGUUGGGAACAUGGAAACUGCGUUGGAAGUUUUACCGAAGCCCGGUGUCAGUGUAGGCCCGGUUGGACGGGACCGGCUUGUAAUAUUCCAACGAUUCCGACUACCUUCAAACAGCAGAGCUAUGUCAAAUACGCACUUAGCUUUGAACCGGAUCGAUUCAGCACACAGAUCCAGCUGCGAUUCAGAACCCGGGAACAGCAUGGUGAGUUGUUCCGAGUAAGUGAUCAGCAUAAUCGCGAGUAUGGAAUUUUGGAAAUCAAGGACGCUCGACUUCGGUUCCGUUACAAUUUGAAUUCUCUGCGAACGGAAGAGAAGGACAUCUGGCUGAAUGCGAUCGGUGUUGACGAUGGGCAGUGGCAUGUUGUGCGGGUAAAUCGACACGGUUCGGCGGCAACACUGGAACUGGACGGCGGCGAAGGUCGAAGGUACAACGAAACAUUCACUUUUGAUGGCCAUCAAUGGCUGCUGGUGGACAAACAGGAAGGAGUUUACGCUGGUGGUAAGGCCGAAUACACGGGCGUCAGGACGUUCGAAGUUUAUGCUGACUACCAGAAAAGUUGUCUGGAUGAUAUCAGACUGGAAGGCAAACAUUUACCGCUCCCACCUGCUAUGAAUGGCACACAGUGGGGUCAGGCCACGAUGGCUCGUAACCUCGAUAGAAACUGUCCGUCCAACAAACCGUGCGCGAAUGUCAUCUGCCCGGAUCCGUUCGAAUGUGUGGAUCUAUGGAACGAGUACGAGUGCACCUGUGGCGAGGGUCGCGUCAUGUCGCCGGACGGCAAAGGCUGCAUGGAUCGGAACGAGUGUCUCGAUUUGCCGUGCCUGAAUGGAGGCAUCUGCGUGAAUCAGGAGCCCCGGUUGCGCUACCGCUGCGACUGCCCGGACGGUUUCUGGGGAGAAAAUUGCGAACUAAUCCAGGAGGGACAGACUCUGAAGCUGAGCAUGGGCGCACUGGCCGCCAUUCUUGUGUGUCUACUUAUCAUAUUGAUCCUUGUACUAGUGUUUGUGGUUUACAACCGAAGACGAGAAUCGCACAUCAAGUAUCCAGGACCGGACGACGAUGUGCGGGAGAACAUCAUAAACUACGACGACGAGGGAGGCGGUGAGGACGAUAUGACCGCAUACGAUAUCACCCCACUACAGAUCCCGAUCGGACCGAUGCCGGAGCUGACACAGUGCAAGAUGGCACCGCUGAUGUACCCCGUAAUGACGAUGGGACCCGGUCACGAACCGAACGUCGGUAUGUUCAUCGACGAGCACAAGAAACGGGCGGACAGCGACCCGAAUGCACCUCCCUUUGAUGACCUGCGGAAUUACGCUUACGAGGGCGGAGGCAGCACGGCCGGAUCGCUCAGUUCGUUACAGUCAGGAACCGACGAGGAAGUGCAGGAGUUCGACUAUUUGGACGCUUGGGGGCCCCGGUUUGACAAACUGGCCAAUAUGUACGGUGAACAUCAUCCCACCGAGCUGGACGAGCUGCACUAAGCGACACCGACGGUCACAACCUGAUGGCCAAGGAAACCGAUGAAAGAAAACAACACUGAAACAGAAAACAAGAACAUCUCACCAGUAUCGCCGCCAUUGUCAUUAUCAUUUCGCGGAUGUUUGUUCCUGUGGGAGGUUAUCCCACCCACAACACUAGCUUGUGGAUUCCCCCGGAAGGAUGCUACCAAGAACAGGGUGACCCUGACCAUGGGAGUGCGAAUUAGAGGAAACAAACAGGUUAGGUACAAAUUAUUUUAGCACAUUUUUCAGUUACAUCAUGCAAUCUUAGAAACAAGUGGAAAAAAUAACUAGCAGACAGGGGAAAGAAGAAAGAAGAUGAACCAAAGUUUAAUUUUUAAUCUCAAAGGGAAAAUGAAACGAAACAAGUUGAGUAAAAGGUGAGGGAAUUUUUGAGACACUACACUGCUUUAAGGGAUGAUGUUAGUAAAUCCGAAGACAAGUACGGACAAUGAGUUCUUCCUAUGCAUCCCCUCGUAAGGAGUUAGGAAUUCGAUAGAGGAGAAAGCUCACCCGUUCAGAGCUUCAUAACUAUUCCGAUGAUUAAACUAUAUCUAUAUCAACGAGUUUUCUAUGAGUGAAAUUCUCGUUCGGAUUUUUUCUUCGAGAAAAUUAGGGCUCAUAUACACUUAUGGUUAUACACUCGUAAAAAAAGGAAACAAAACAAACACAGUUUUACACGUUAUACACAGUUACAAUCGGGACUCACACAUCACGUACGGAUAAGAAGUAAAUGAAUUCAACCCUUUCGUUUCGAAUUCCGCAAACGAAGGAAAACUGACGUACCUUCGAACCAUUGAAAAAAAAAAUUUUUUGUUUGAAGAUUUUAACGUGCAUAUUGCAAUUUUGUUAUUUUAGUUUGUAAAAAUAGCCAGCACCAUUUUUACCUUGAUUUUAUCGAACACAGCAUUACACUGUUCCUGUUUUGACUUAAGUAAGUAAAAGUUUUUUAGUAGGAAAAACGGAAGCAAUUGUUUUUAUAAAACAUAGUGAGCCUACGAAACUAAAUACACAUGAUACACAGACACAAAACAAAGUAAAGCGCGCCCCACGCUCUCGCGUUCAGGAAGCACGAGACGAACGUUUUCAUGGCCAUCUACGAUCUAGGAGAAAAUGCAACUAAUACACACGAAACCGAGAACAUCGUAAAACUAGUUUGUAACAUAAAACUAACAAUUAGUGUAUCAUCUGCUAAAAGUCAAGAAAAUCUUAAGCUAAGUAAAUCAAAUAUACAGCAAACAAUUCCGAGGGCCGAAAUUUAUUGCGAGAUUUUAUGCAAUACAACAACUUUAGAACGGAGGGGUAAAUUGGAGACAACAAAAAAAUUAGUCAUAUGAGUCGUAAAAGCACCUGUGUGUUUUUAAGGUAAUUUAUUUAUGUCUUAAGAAAACUAACAUUGAUGAGAAAAAAAAUGAUAUUGUACAUCCAAAGACUGUAACGUUUGUUCUAAUAAUUUAUCGUAUUUAAUUGCUAAGUUUCAGAUUUUAAGGAAAUCAAUAGAUCAACCGUAUCUACCGGUUUAGAUUUGUAAAACGGGGAAACGCAAAAGAGCACCAUCUUUUUUGGAAACCAUCUCAGUACACAAUAGGAAUACGUUGUUUUUAAUUCCUCAGAAAAUAAAAAAAACCGUAGCUCGUGGGUUCGUUCUUUGUUGAAUAUGAUAGUGAACCGCACGGAGACACUCAUACACAUAUACCAAAACAAAAAAAAAAGACCGCACUCCUAUCCUAUUACAACGGGACAUACAAAGACAAACACACACACGCGCGCCAGCGUCGUUCAAAACGAAAAACUGAAUCUGUAUUAUUAAACAAUAUUAUUACAAACUUAGGUGAAACAAUGAAAACGAUAUUACUUAGUAUGCUCAUUAUUCCAGGAAACUUAUAUAAUCAAAGCCAUGGCAUAGAAACCGAUUAGUUGUUUCGUGGCCCAAUUUUUCCCGAGAUUGAUUUUUCAAAUCAACGAAUUCAUUCUCACGUAACUCGCUCGUUUUUUAAUCAGUCAAACAUUAAUCAUCGAACAUUUAGCUACACUCUACACUCUAGUACACAUCUCCAUACACAUGAAACCAACAACGCCCACACUGCUACGAAUGUAGAAGAAUUUUUUCGUAAACUCAUAAGACAUAGUUUAAAAACUAAACUCCGCGCGACAUAAAACUCGUUAGUUAUUUGAAAAUCUAUCUUUUGUAAUAAGAAAACUGAAGAAAAACAGCGCAUAAAUAAAAGAUAACUGGAAAUAUUGAGAGGAAGCAUUAUGUGUAAGAAACUAGCACUAAAUUAUUAACUACAACAACACAGCAGUAAAAUUCGAGAACAAAAAUGACACUUACACACAGACGAGCAGAAGAAAGAAGAAAAAAAAUCACACACAUUUUAGAUGAAAUUUGGCAAAAUCAAAGUCCACAAAAUCAAUCCGGUGUUGAACUAUAGAGUGCAAACCGUCAUCUACCAGAUUCCUAGUGUAAAUAUAGUGUUGUAAUAAAGUAUGCAUAUAAACGCGUCGUAGCAUGGGGAAAGAAGGAAAGGUAAUUUGAAGUCAGGCGUUUUUUUUCCAAUCCGAUACUGGAAUGAUUCGAAGAAAUGAAAGAAAGAGAAAAAAAACACGUAGGAGAAAGAAAGGACAGAAUAUGUUACUUAGAGUAAAUUUUAGACGAACAACCAAAAAAAUGAAAAAAAUUAAGUAAAACAGUCACUAAACACAUACACACACAAACAAACAAACAAAAAUCGACGACGUUCAAUUAUGAUUAGAGCAAAAAAAAAAACAA
This is a messenger RNA of Malaya genurostris, 8728 nucleotides long. RefSeq names its product neural-cadherin. The record is from RefSeq and is a predicted model, not a curated record. Gene Ontology annotation, cellular component: catenin complex; plasma membrane. Gene Ontology annotation, biological process: homophilic cell-cell adhesion. NCBI's taxonomy places the organism in Eukaryota, Metazoa, Arthropoda, Insecta, Diptera, Culicidae. The transcript has 12 exons. Bases 787 to 5940 code for a protein of 1717 amino acids. Gene Ontology annotation, molecular function: cadherin binding; calcium ion binding.